Molecule: messenger RNA, 3088 nt
Organism: Amborella trichopoda
Lineage: Eukaryota; Viridiplantae; Streptophyta; Magnoliopsida; Amborellales; Amborellaceae
Biological process (GO): signal transduction; protein phosphorylation
Cellular component (GO): cytoplasm
Molecular function (GO): ATP binding; protein tyrosine kinase activity
Source: RefSeq, a predicted model, not a curated record
UACAAAACCCUUCCCUUUCUCUUUCUCUCUCUAACCCCCCCCCCUCACCACCACUAUAAAUGCCCUCCUAAAAAACUCCGCUCCCCUUCUUCCCUUCUCUCUCUAUUUCCUCUCCAUCCCUGUUUUUCUUUUUUUUCUAUCCUUUUCUCUCUGAUUUUUAUCCUUUUCGGGCUCUUCGGUAUUGAUGCCCUUUAAGUGAUUGCAAUGGGAGUUUAGUGUGUUGUCUCUUUCUAGGCGGGCGGCAAUUUCUGCAACCCUUGUGCUUGGAUCUGCCUUUUGGUGGCCUCAUAUGAAGACUUAUGGGCCUUUAAUGUGCUGUGGUCGGAUUUUUAUGAAAUUCAACAUAUUUUUUAUGGAGUGAGUGGUGGAUGGAAAUGCUUGUAUAUUUCGAACAUACGAGGGAAUGGCAGAGAUGGCCGGGGAUCCUGGGCACUCGGAAUCAGAGCAUUCUCAUGGUAGCUGGUGGCUCCCUGGCCUUGCUGAAAAGUUGCAAUCUGUGGCUUUGGAUUCUCAAGAGAGGAAUGUGGAUGUUGGGUACUCUGGAUGUCACCUUGAGCACGAUGAUAUGUCACCACUUGCAGCAUCACAGGUUCUAUGGGCAAGUGGAGUGUUUACUGGAGUCAUUCCUAAUGGAUUUUACUCUGUCAUUCCUGAAAAGAAACUCAAGGAUCAGUUUGAUAACAUUCCUUCUCAAGACGAGCUGAAUUCAUUGGAAAUGGAUGGUGUUCGAGCGGACAUUAUCUUGGUGGAUGCGGAGAAGGAUAAGAAGCUCACUAUGCUUAAGCAGCUUGUUGUAGCACUAGUUAAAGGAUUACAUUCAAAUCCGGCUGCAAUGAUUAAAAAAAUUGCAGGAGUGGUUUUUGAUUUCUAUGGACGAACUGGUCCAGAAGGAGGUCCUGCUAAAGCUGCACUAGAGGAAAAUGCUCAUGGAUCUGAGCAUCGAGGUUUUCAGCUAUUGGGGCAAAUAAAAAAUGGCUCAUGCCGACCAAGAGCAAUUUUAUUUAAAGUGCUUGCUGAUGCUGUUGAUCUGGGUUGUAAACUUAUGGUGGGCAUACCUAGUGAUGGUGCUGUCGGGUGCACAGACCCUUACAAACACAUGUCAGUUUUAGUUAUGAUAAAUUCUGUGGACCUUGUGGUUGAUCUUAUGCGUUAUCCGGGCCACCUGAUACCAUUUUCAACCAAAGCACUUAUAAUGUACCAUAUUUCUGCUGGAGGAGAAAGCGACUCUGCGGAAAAUGAUUCCUGUGAUUCUCCUCUUGAACCAAACAGUCCUCUUUGUGGACUUUCAGACAGAAUGGAUGGUGAAGGCCUGGAGCUAGAUGACAACAGCUCCAGAUCUUUUGGUCCAAGGAAGGUUGAAUCGAAUGCAGCUGGUCCUUCACUUAGAAACAUAAUGCUCAGACUCCCAUCUGUUGAGGGAAAGCUCAGCCUGUCUCAUAGUGAACCCAAUAUUGCAAAUGCAUUUUGGCGACGCAGCAGGAGGAAAGCCAUUGCUGAGCAGCGCACAGCUAGCUCCAGUCCAGAGCAUCCUUUAUUUAGAGCACGGGGUCGUUCUAUGCUCAGUGGGCAUCGACAGUCAUUUGGGGAAGAUGGGGAUGGCAGCACUUCAUCAAGGUCUGAUGGAGCAUCAACAUCAGAUGCACGACGGAUAAGAAGGCGAAGUAUUAGCAUUACUCCUGAGAUCAGUGAUGACAUUGUUAGAGCUGUAAGGGCAAUGAAUGAAACACUUAAGCAGAAUCGCCUUUUGAACGAGCAAGGAAAUGAAGAUUCAGGUGGUCAGCUGUCAGAUGCCAAAAUUAGCUCUAGUGAUCAACGAGAAAGUGCAGCCAACUUUCAACUCAAGAGCCAUGAUGGAAUAUCUGGUGAAAGGAUUGCUAGAUAUAGUUUUCCAAAGAAUCAUUUCAGUUCCAACCAGAAGACAGUUUCCUUACCUUCAUCUCCUCAUGAGUUCAGUAGGAGUCAACAUUCUCUGGAAAGUAGGACGUCAGGCUUUGCGCCAACAGAAGAUAUGGUUGCAACUUGGAACAAAGUUUUGGGUUCUUCAACGUUACAAAACAGGCCCUUAUUACCUUUCAACGAAUGGAAUAUUGAUUUUUCAGAAUUAACUGUUGGGACUCGUGUGGGUAUUGGGUUCUUUGGAGAAGUGUUUCGUGGUAUAUGGAAUGGGACAGAUGUUGCAAUUAAGAUCUUUUUGGAGCAGGACUUGACUGCUGAGAACAUGGAAGAUUUCUGCAAUGAAAUAUCACUCCUUAGUCGCCUACGGCAUCCAAAUGUUAUAUUAUUCCUUGGUGCAUGCACAAAGCCUCCUCACUUGUCAAUGGUUACUGAAUAUAUGGAAAUGGGUUCACUAUAUUACCUAAUCCAUAUGAGUGGCCAGAGUAAAAAGAUUAGUUGGCGCAGAAGAUUAAAGAUGCUUCGUGACAUAUGCAGGGGGUUGAUGUGCAUACAUAGGAUGACAAUAGCACAUCGUGACCUGAAAAGUGCAAACUGCCUGGUCAAUAAGCAUUGGACUGUCAAGAUAUGUGAUCUUGGUCUCUCAAGGGUAAUGACUCAGGUGCCCAUGAGAGACUCCUCUUCUGCAGGCACCCCAGAGUGGAUGGCUCCUGAGCUCAUUCGCAACGAGCCCUUUACAGAGAAGUGCGAUGUUUUUAGCCUCGGAGUAAUAAUGUGGGAGCUUUGCACCUUAAGGAGGCCUUGGGAAGGAGUCCCUCCGAUGCAAGUAAUUUAUGCAGUUGCACAUGAAGGAGUGCGGCUGGAGAUACCGGAAGGUCCCUUGGGCAAGCUAAUUUCAGACUGUUGGGCAGAGCCAGAGGAAAGGCCUAGUUGUGAGGAGAUACUUACCCGAUUGAAUGAGUGCGAGUAUACGCUCUGCUGAUGCAUUUUGUGUAAAUAUUGACUAAGCCCCCAAAAUAUUUUUGUUCCACCUGUUGUUUCAUUCUGUAAAUCAAUUUGUUUCUUUAACAUUAAAACAGUUUAGUUCCUUUCUGCUGCGGCCAUUUGCCAGACAACAACUGUGCCUCUGUAAGCAGUGAAAUUGUAAAGCAAUAAUGGAAGGGGACAGCUCCAAUUGAAAUGGUUUAUCACUCUU